CACUGCGAUGCCGCAAGUGAAGUUGGAUUAAUCCAACUUCACUCGCGGCAUCGCAAAAGUGAUUACUAGAGCGAAAUUUGAAAGAUUAUAACGAUGGCCGAAAUGGAGAUUCCAAAGGUUAGUAGAUGUUUAUAUUUGUAUUCUAUAUUUGUGUGUAAUAUGGAGUUUUAUACAAAAAUGUUAAGAUAGCAAUUAAGGAAGUAAUAUAUUAAUGCAAUUAAGUAAUAUACGUAUGAUUUAUUAUAAUCAUCAAGAUUGGAGGUUAAGUACAUAUGUUUUACAUGUUUUCGAAAACAAAAUUGUAUGAUAGUAUGUGCAAAUAAAUCAUCUAUUUCAAUUCUUAUAAACAUUUAUGACUUGGAACCGAACUUUUGAAUGACAUUGGUGAUAUAAUUAAUAUUUUUGUUAUUAUAGAAAGUAUAUACAUGCGGAAUGUGCGAGAUAAUUCUUGAAGAAGAAGAUACACAUGCCCAUGAAUGUUUAAAGAAUUAUCCCACAAUUGUUAGCGAUGAAAAUUUGUAUUUGUAUCCCCAAUAUGGUAAGUAAAAGGUGAAAUGAAUGAUGUAAAAUUAUUUUAGCGAAUGUAACAAAUUAAAUAUCUUGUAGAGGAUGGAAGCAUUGUACGGCGCAGUGCGAUUGACGAAGAUGAUCAGGAUGGAGUGUUGGUGAUGGAAUCACAUCCUCCGACAGAUCAAGAACCGCUUACAUCAAACACAGAACAAAACGUAGAUGAAAUCAUAAUAGCAGAAGUGUCGGUACGACCGCUAUUAUGGAACCAAAGAAUAAAUAUAACAAAACGUGAUAGACGAACUGUACAACAGCUUUGGAUGGAAGUAGCUGAUGCGACAAAUGGCGAAUGUUCUGUCGACGACGUAAAAAAAAAGUGGAAAAACUUGAGAGAUCGUUUUAUGAAAAUCGUCUCUCUUGAGAAGUUACCAAGUGGCUCAGGAAGUAAGCCAUCACGUAGAAAGUGGCAAUAUUAUGACUCGAUGUCUUUCCUACGGGACACUUAUCUGCAAAAACAGACAGUUUCAAAUAUAACAAUUAAUGAAUCCAUUGAUCUCAUUAACGACGCUCAGGAAGCUCAUGGCGAUGUGGAAGCUGAGGAUGAGGAAGUCAACGAUGCGGUUUGUGCACCGAUCAGGGAAGAGAAUAGAAAACGAAAAAAAGACAAUGAACAAGACGUUAUGAAACAGAUAGCGGAGGCUUUGCAAACUCCGCGACCAGCAUUACCAACUCCUCUUGUCCUCGAUGAGAUAGAUAAUUUUACUUCUAUGAUCGGCUGCCAGCUAAGGGAGAUAUUACCAGCCCGCAGACGCCACAUAAUGUUGAAAAUUCAUCAGCUUUUAUAUACAGAAUUGCGUGACAAUAAUAGUAAUAAUACAUAAUAAUAAUAAAUAUAAUAAUUAAAAAAUUGUAUUUUUAGUAGCACACUA
Messenger RNA from Solenopsis invicta (red fire ant), 1436 nucleotides. RefSeq lists its product as uncharacterized. The coding region runs from base 669 to 1388 and encodes 239 amino acids. NCBI's taxonomy places the organism in Eukaryota, Metazoa, Arthropoda, Insecta, Hymenoptera, Formicidae. The transcript is spliced from 4 exons. The record is from RefSeq and is a predicted model, not a curated record. Gene Ontology annotation, biological process: regulation of transcription by RNA polymerase II. Gene Ontology annotation, cellular component: nucleus; transcription regulator complex.